GGCUGUUGAUUAUUGAGCCAUCGGCCUCACCGCUUGGAGGCCUUUUUUUGUGUGUUUUGGCUGUCUCAACAUUUGGUCCAGCUGACCCAAGUGGUAAUUUCCUGCUUCUUUCUCUUCUUUCUUUCUUAAUCGUCACUUCUUCCUCACAUCGUGAAAUAUUGUUCGUCUGUACACAAGAGCCACUACGAGCAAGACAGUCCUUUCUGCGAACCCUUCGUCACAUAUCGUGUCGACGACCACUCGCACUGUCAACUUCACUACCUAUCGACCUCGCCUCAGUACUUCAAUCCCUCUCUCACCGCUUCGACUAUUCUUUACCAUUCUUUACCAAUACCACUCAACCAUUCCUUCGAAACCCCGCGUCCGAUCCCUUACACUUUCUUGCCAAAUCAUCAACUCUCGUAUUCCUCCCGCACCUUGUGGUCGUGUGCCUGGGGGCCGAGGUCACAAUCCCACUGGCGCUCCACGCCCACCGUCGGAUAUAAGCCGAUCAAAAUCUGAAGCGGGUCCAAAACGACAUCAUCGGUGGCCCCUGUCAGCCCGAAUCUCGACCUCAUAAUAUCGCCUGCGUUCUUGUCACAUCCCACCACAUACCCAGACACCACCCUGGUAAUUGACUCUGGGAGGAUUUGACUUUGCUUGCUGCUGACAUCGUAGACCACUUCGGCGGUCAUGAGCUUGUCACAUGGGCACAAUCGAAGACGAAGCUCGUCUAUAGAACGGCGUGACCCUUAUUCCUCCCCCUCUGUUUACUUUGAUGAAGACUCAGUUAGACAUCAAUUACUGGGCAACCGGAACAGAGCUAUCUCAUCGUACAUAAAACCUGCUCGCGAAACCAAUUUCCUCUCUGCUAAAGGCAGCUAUCCCGCACGUCGGACAAGUCACGAUGAACACACUCAACAGCACCAGGAGCUUUUGGUGGACGUGGAGCGCACCUUGAGGGAUCUCCUAGAAAGAGAGGACCACGACAACAACCAGCAGAUCACCAUAGAGGACAAUGGCCCUAAGCAUAUCACUUUGGGCACGCUAGCCUCCGCUGGAUAUCGAUCGACCGACAUUCGAGGCAAUUAUAUGAUCAGCAAUCUUCUCCAAGAAUUGACUCUGGCACAAGAUUUGGGCAAAAAGGUGGUGAAAAUACAUCGAUCCCGUCUCAGUGAAAAUCCUGUGGAUCGUCUUUCACGUCGCAUCCGAGACGAGUUCUGGAACAACUUGACGCGCACGCUCGAUGCUAACACCAUUGAGAAAGCCGGCCGCGAUCCUAAAGAUUGGACCCAAGAUCCUAGACCACGUAUCUACAUCCCUCGUGGCUGUCCGGAGCAGUUUGAAUACUAUACUCACGUGGCAAAAGACCGUCCUGAGUUGAGGUUGGACGUCCGAUGGCUCCCCGAAGGCCCAAUCACUGCGCAAUAUGUCCGGAGCCUGAAUGAUUCUCCAGGUAUCCUAGCACUUGCGAUGAAGAAGACCAUGAUCAACGGCAAAGAAACACUCAAAGGAGAGCCAUUCAUUGUCCCGGGCGGUCGCUUCAACGAGCUUUACGGUUGGGACAGCUACAUGGAGUCCAUCGGUCUCAUUGAGAAUGGCAAAAUAGACAUCGCCAAGUCUAUGGUCAUCAACUUUGCCUUUUGUAUCCAACAUUAUGGAAAGAUCUUGAAUGCCAACCGGUCGUAUUAUCUGACUCGAUCUCAGCCACCCUUUUUGACAGACAUGGCGCUGAAGGUCUACGACAAGAUCAAAUCAGAACACGGUGCCGAGGAAUUCUUGAAACUGGCCAUUCGAGCAGCUAUCAAGGAAUACUACAGCGUCUGGAUGUCGGCACCUCGUCUUGAUCCUGCAACAGGGCUAUCGCGCUACCGCCCCGACGGUCUGGGGGUUCCUCCGGAGACCGAGGCAUCCCACUUUGUGCAUAUCCUCACCCCGUAUGCUAAGAAGCAUGGCAUGACAUUCGAGGAAUUUGUCAAGGCAUACAACGAGGAGCAAGUACAUGAGCCUGAGCUUGAUGAGUACUUCCUUCAUGAUCGUGCCGUUCGAGAGUCUGGCCAUGACACGUCCUACCGUCUUGAAGGUUGUGCAGCCAACUUAGCCACGGUUGAUCUGAACUCCUUGCUCUACAAGUAUGAGUGCGACAUCGCUUGGUGCAUUCGAAAGCAUUUUCAAAAUAAGCUGAGUAUGCCUGAGGAGUUCCGAUGCGAGGCCAAUAAGAACGACACCGUGGAGACUUCUGCCACCUGGGAGCGUCGUGCUAAAUUGCGCCGGGCUCGAAUGGACAAAUACUUCUGGAACGAAGCCAAGGGAAUGUACUUUGACUAUGAUACUGUCAACAAGAAGCGCACCGACUACGAAAGCGCGACGACAUUCUGGGCCAUGUGGGCAGUAUGUGCAUCACCACGACAAGCCGCUGCCUUGGUUCUGAAUGCACUUCCCAAAUUUGAUUGCUUUGGAGGGUUGGUUUCCGGCACAGAGGCUUCUCGCGGCGAAGUCGGACUUGAUCGUCCCAAUCGCCAAUGGGACUAUCCCUUCGGUUGGGCUCCUCAGCAGAUUCUGGCAUGGGGUGGCUUGAUCAAAUAUGGAUACAUUGAGGAGGCACAGCGACUGGCGUACAAAUGGUUGUACAUGGUGACCAAAGCAUUUGUUGACUUCAACGGUGUGGUCGUAGAGAAGUACAACGUGACUCGUGAGCUCGAUCCACACAAAGUUGAGGCAGAAUAUGGUAACCAAGGCGCCGACUUCAAAGGUGUGCCCAGGGAAGGCUUCGGUUGGGUCAAUGCCAGCUAUGUAUACGGACUAUCGUUUAUCCCGAUGCAUAUGAAACGAGCCCUGGGUACUCUAACUCCGUGGGAAACAUUUGCCAAAGCCACACAGAUCGACCUCGGCGAUUUGAACGAUAUGAUUCAGGAGGGCUCCGAUGAGUCAAGACCUGAUUCCGCAGAUGAGGCUGACCUGGCCAUACUUUCCGGAUCCGAGCAGGGUGCAUGAUGGUGGCUGGUCGGGAGGAUCCGGAAGUAUUGCCACGGGUAUGGCUGAUGUGAUACGCAGUAUCCUUUUUAGGUGCAUUAUUCUUUGCGAAAGUUCCAGGACAGUAGAUUACCGACAUCGAAGGGCCCAGAUGCAAUUAUGGGUGGCGUUGCGGAUUUCUACUUCAGCAUUUCGAGGCCACCGAGUCUCAAUGCAAUGAUGGGCCGGUGUUGGGGGGUAUGUUGUGGCUACGUGCGGUGUGUGUGAAGUACCUUGGCCAUGUUUCCAGAGCACUCUAUGUAUAUAUUGCUAGCGUUCUUGCGAGCAAUCAUUAUCACCAUCAUCACCAUCAUCACCAUCAUCACCAUCAUC
Molecule: messenger RNA, 3324 nt
Organism: Exophiala oligosperma
Lineage: Eukaryota; Fungi; Ascomycota; Eurotiomycetes; Chaetothyriales; Herpotrichiellaceae
Exons: 5
Coding region: 673-2973 (766 amino acids)
Biological process (GO): trehalose catabolic process
Cellular component (GO): cytoplasm
Molecular function (GO): alpha,alpha-trehalase activity; calcium ion binding
Source: RefSeq, a predicted model, not a curated record